UUUCAAGUUUCAACAGAAGUUAAACCUUGGGUUAAAAGUAUAUUUAAGUUGAGUUUCCACAUUUAUAUGAAUCAAAAAGAUAGAAAGAAAGUAUAGUGUGGAUGGAGUCGACGACGAUAUUGUUGUGGGUGCUGUCGUUUGUGCCUCUGGUUAUAUUGAUGAUAAAGAAGAAGAGAAUUGGGGAGAGAAGGGUCCCACCGGGGUCGUUUGGAAUUCCGUUAAUCGGGCAAACCCUGGAGCUUUCGAAGGCGAUGCGAUCUGAUACAGCUGAGGAGUGGCUGCAACAAAGGGCCCGAAAAUACGGCCCGAUUUCGAAGAUGAGUAUAUUCGGAAAGCCGACGGUGUUUCUAACGGGCCAAGCUUACAAUAAGUUCGUAUUCAGCAGCGACGGGAAGACGCUCUCCAGCAAGCAGCCGGCGUCGGUGAGCCGGCUGAUGGGCGAGAAGAAUUUGUUUCAGACUAUCGGCGAAGAUCACCGCCGAUUGAGAGGAGCAAUCCUCUCCUUCUUGAAGCCAGAAGCCCUCAAACAGUAUGUGGGGAUGAUGGACAAUGAGAUCAGGUUGCACCUCGCCCAACAUUGGCAUCCCGAUCAUGUUAUCUCGGUGGAACCGCUGAUGAAGACACUGACAUUCAAUAUGAUUUGCACGCUUAUGUUUGGAAUAGAGAGAGGGGAGAGAAGGGAAACCUUUGUGCGUCUCUUCAAAGAAGUGAUAGAGGGUACGUUUGUUGCACCCAUAAAUCUCCCCUUUACGCGCUUCAACAGAAGCAUACGGGCGAGGUCGGAAGUUGGAGCCAUAAUAAGGGAAGUGAUACGCGAGAAGAGAGCCAAACUUGAGAAAGGAGAAAAGGGGCACGAUCUCAUCACCAGCUUACUCUCCAUGUGCGAUGAAGACGGCUUACCGCUCUUGUCUGACCAGGAAAUCGAGGACAACUGCACAGUGACGAUGGUCGCCGGAUACGACACCACCUCCGGCCUUCUCACAUACUUAGUCAAACUCAUAGCUGAACACCCCAAUGUUUAUCAACUUCUCCUCAAAGAGCAAGAAGAGAUUGCAGGAGGGAAGAAGGAAGCAAGUGAUCCUCUAACUUGGGAAGAUAUUGGUAAGAUGAAGUACACGUGGAGAACUGGGACGGAGGCGUUGAGGAUGUAUCCACCAAUAUUAUUCGUGUUUAAGACAGCGCUUCAAGAUAUUGAAGUAGGAGGAUAUGUUAUUCCUAAAGGAUGGCAGGUGCUUUGGACAACAUGCAUAACGCAUUUGGAUGGAUCCAUAUACCCGGAUCCGCACAAGUUCAACCCCUCACGUUUCGAAGAUCAAGCAGCAAUGCCACCACAUACCUUCAUACCGUUUGGAGGAGGUGCGAGGCUUUGCCCAGGAAACGAAUUUGCAAGAAUAGAGACGUUGGCGAUGAUUCAUUACUUGGUCACUCGCUUUACUUGGAAGCUCUGUUUGGAAGAGAAUACCGUCAGCAGAGAACCCAUGCCAGUUUUCAAACAAGGCCUACCCAUACGCCUUAACAGCAGAGAACCUUAUAAAGCAUGAUGCAAUAAUAAUAAUAAUAAUCUAAUUCCAUUUGUUUCUUACUUUUAUUUACUAGCAUAAUCACACUUUUAUUUAUAAUAAUUGUGUUCACUUUCUCAUUUUGUGAAUGGACAUAAUUGGAACGCAGUGCCAUUUA
Molecule: messenger RNA, 1677 nt
Organism: Salvia splendens (bonfire salvia)
Lineage: Eukaryota; Viridiplantae; Streptophyta; Magnoliopsida; Lamiales; Lamiaceae
Product: cytochrome P450 716B1
Exons: 3
Coding region: 102-1541 (479 amino acids)
Biological process (GO): sterol metabolic process
Molecular function (GO): oxidoreductase activity, acting on paired donors, with incorporation or reduction of molecular oxygen; monooxygenase activity; heme binding
Source: RefSeq, a predicted model, not a curated record